AUGGCUGAUUUAUUGGAUGAUGUAUGGGGAUCCGGUGAUGAUCUAGAUGAGUCUACGAGAGAACUGAGUCCCGAUUUACUGAAACUUAAAGAUAACCAUAGCAAACGGGGGUAUCUGGAUGGCAUUGUUAGCGCAAAGGAGGAAAAUUUACAAGAUGGUUUCGACAUGUCUUUCCCUUUGGGUGCCGAAUUAGGUUUGCGUGUCGGAAAAAUAAUAGGGCGAUUGCAAGGUUUAGAAUACAGAUAUGGCAAAGAUGAUGAAGAGCUAAAGAAAGAUUUCAAUAAUGCAAAGCAAGAACUGCAAAUAAAAAAUAUUCUUACUAAGCGCAUUUUUACGGAGGAUUAUAAUUUGGAAGACAGCAAACAUCCAGUCGUCUCUAAAUGGGAAGAAAUCGUCACUAAAUAUUGUGAAAAGUACAAUGUUAAGACGGAAUAG
This is a messenger RNA of Nakaseomyces glabratus, 435 nucleotides long. It is a transcript of the gene YAE1, whose product is annotated as Yae1p. Lineage: Eukaryota; Fungi; Ascomycota; Saccharomycetes; Saccharomycetales; Saccharomycetaceae. The record is from RefSeq and is a predicted model, not a curated record.